AUGGACUCUCAUCCGCAACUGGCCUUUCGCAACUCAUCCACGCAGCGGUCCGAAUUCUUCAACAAGCUCAAACCAUGCUGUCUUGAGAUCGCCAAAGCACUGCGCAAAAGCGGUGGCCGCGAUGCCGAUCCGCGGGAGGCGGCGGCUGCGGCCGCCAGCAUGACGUCGCAGACAGAUGUUCUGUACGGCCUCCUGACUGACCAGGUCGGGUAUGAUGCCGCCGUGCUGGACGCUUCUAUGGCGGACUACGCGUCGUUCCCGCUUCUGACGAUCCUGCAGCACAUGACGUCGUACCCGGCGCGCCUGUUGGAGAACGCCACAAAAUGUCUGCGGGUGCUGAUCCAGUACGGCUGGCGGACCUCGAUUUCGGGCGAGAAUGCACAGCGGCUGCUCAUUCUCCUGACGACCGUCGUCACAGGCGGCCGGCCCGCAGGGCGAACAGACAAAGUCGUCCAGGUCCAGACCCAGGCAAUUUUGCCCGAAGAGACGGUGGCCGAAGGCUACCGCGCGUUAGCGGCACUGAUGAAGACAGCCGGCGCGGCGACCGCCAAACCCGGCUCGGCCGAGUCACCAUUGGUCACGGCCAAUGUGGUGCCCGUGCUGGCACAUGCCGUGUCGGUGAUGCUCGAGGGCGUGACGGACUCCAUCAUCCCGACCAUCCAGAUCGAGGCGCUCGGUGCGCUCGCGGCGCUGUACACGACAGUCAAGGACCAAGAGGCGCUGGCCUCGUUUCUGCCCGGCACGGUAUCCGGACUCGUCCGUGUGGUCGCGCAGCCGGGCGCACACAAGACGCAGAAACGCGUGGUCGUCCGGACACUCGAGGUGCUGUUUGUGGUGCUCGUCAACACCCUGGGCGACCUGCAGACAAGGCGUCUCCAGAGAGACAACGUUGGCGAGGGCGACAAAGACACAAAAACGAAUAAAGAAGAGCCUGACAACGAGGUGGAAGAAGAGAUUAUCAGCGAUACCGUAUCGUCCUCGGAGGUACUUCCAUCGCUGAUACAAGCACCGUCACAGACAGCAGAGAAGAAGCAAAAGCUCGACAGAGCAUGGCUCCACGCGACAGCGGCACAGAUUAAGCUUGCACUCAGCAGUGUGUUGAAGCUGCGCAACCACGAGUCCGAGGACGUCCGCGACGCUGUGCAACAAUUUUGCGUUGGACUAUUGGACGAAUGCCACAUGUCUCUCGCCGACAGCACGUCCAUUCUUGUCGAGAGUGCGAUUGUGACGUCGCCGACAAAAGUGGAUGGCGACGGCGGCGACACUCUCGAUUCACUAAACAACUCUACCGCCUUCCGCAGUUUUGGUCCGCAGACAACGCUGCAUCAUCUCGCUAUGCUAUAUCCUGAGCUCGGCGAUGUAAUCAAGGCGACGGCGUACAACUGGGCCACCAGCUUACCCCGCGCGAUGCAGGCGAGCGACGAAGUCGUCAAGCAACAGGCGCUGCGCAACGUGCAAAAAGCCGUGGCUAUAGUCGAGAACCUGCAUCUGGACUCGACAGUGCUGCAGGCAUCGCUAUCGGCGGCGUUACGGGACAGCAUUUCCACGCUGGUGCACGCGUCGGCUGGGUCACGGGCGGCCGUGAGCGAGGCCGUAUCAGAAGAUGCCAUUCUGCAAUUGGCAGACAGUGCACCGGCUGAGGCAGAUGGCAACCCCGACAGAAAGCUGGCCACCAACGGAAGCACUCAGUUGGCAACACAAUCCAUGGCUGUCUACAAGCCCGUCCUUCUCGGUCUGGGCAGCCAAAAAGACACGCGCGAUUCCGUGCUGGACCUGAUUGCGCAAGUUGGCCCGCCUGCGCAACAAGCACUGCUGGCGGGCGACAUGCUGGACGUGGCACGGGACGCCGAGGGGGUAGACCAAGUGUCUGCGUAUUGGCUGUCGUUUGAGCUGGUCAAGGCGGCAUUGUCGGGUGUCGAGGACGACCCGGACAGCUUGUUGGACUUUUCAUCGCUCAACGAGGAAGCCAAGGCCGACGCCGAGGCGGUGUUUGAGGACCUGUUUUCGUAUUCGGUGUCUGCACUUGCGGCACAUUCUGACGUCACGUCCGUUGUGUCGACGGCCGACGGUGAGGUGGAUUGGCGUGUCGGGGCGAUUGCACUGGAGGUGACGGCGUAUGCGGCGGCCCGUCUUGGUGAGGCGUUCCGACCAGAGCUGAUUGACGUGCUGUACCCGAUCGCGACGUACCUUGGCGCGCCCGAGGACCGGCUGCGCGCACACGCCGUGGCGACGCUGAACAGCCUGGCCUCGUCGUGCGGUUACGACAGCGUGUCUGCAUUGAUUGUGGACAACGUCGACUACAUGCUCAACUCGGUGUCGCUGCGGCUGAACACGUUUGACAUUUCGCCGGCCUCCACACGGGUGCUGACCAUGAUGAUCCGCCUGGCGGGAGCGCGGCUGGUGCCGUACCUGGACGACGUGGUGGCGGCCAUCUUUGCGGCGCUGGACAACUACCAUGGAUACCCACUGUUUGUGGAGAACCUGUUUUCCGUGCUGAGCGAGGUGGUGCAGCAGAGCGUCCAGCCGUCGUCGGCGAGGCACCUUUUGGAGGAUGGCAAGGGCUCAAAGAAGGCGAAUAUGUCGGCGUCGUCGGCGUCAGCAAAGAAUCGGAAAAGACGCCCUGACCCGUCAACGACCAACGAUCUUGUGGCCAUUCUGGAUAGGCGGACAAAGCGUCGGAAGGAGAUGGAAAGAGGGGCCGAGGACGAUGGCGUGGAAGAGAUUGGGCAUCCAAGGCAGCCGUGGAAGGAGGCGGCAUCCGAGGCUGACAAGCUACUACGCAAGCAUGAAAAAAGGAGGACAGAUGGAGAGGGGAAGGAGGAGGAAGAUAACGACGACGACGACGACGACGACGACGACGACGACGCCGAGCCGACGGAUACCAGCAAGGAGGGCAACGAGGUCGGUAAACCAGAAGACCCCAAGACGCCCACGUACGCACUGCUCGCACGCAUCACUACGUUAACCCAGCACUACCUGACGGCGCCCACGCCGACGCUGCGCAAGUCGCUGCUGGACCUGCUGGGAACGGUGGCGCCGGCGCUCGCCUCAGCGGACGAAAACGCUUUUCUGCCGCUCGUCAAUGCAGUCUGGCCGGUGGCGGUGGCACGGCUGUACGACCCGGCGCCCUAUGUCAGGAUGGCGGCGUGCGAGGCGCUGGCGGCGCUGUGUGCGAGCGCGGGUGAUUUCCUGUCGACGCGCAUCAAGGCCGAGUGGCAUGCAAAACUGGGCGGCUGGGCGACACGGGAGAAAGCGGCAGCAGCCGCCAAAGUGGUGGCGUCCACGUCUACAGCAUCUUUGACGGCGGCUACAUCUACAGCUACGAUGCCCACACGGUCCGCCGGUCCCAACGCACAAUUCGGCGGCCGGCCGUCGACGAUUCACAUCCACCAACGGGCGACAGCGACGCGGUCUCUGUCCACCUCCCAACGAACAGGCGAGGAGCAGCUGGUGCCCUCGUCGUCGUCCUUGUCGUCCGUCUCCACUGGCCUCGGACGUUUUGCGCAGGCCGUCCAAAUCUGGGAGGCUCUGGCUGGCCUUCUCACAGCCGUUGUCACGUAUGUGAAACUGGACGACGAUGUCUACGACUCCAUCUUGGAGCUGCUCUUGGGCACGUCGGCGUCGCAGAGCCGCACGCUGCCGGUAUCGGAUGAGCGUCGGGCACGCGAGGCGCUCGCCGUAGUCAAUGCAGACGCAGUGUGGCUGGCGCGGUAUCGGGUGGGGCAGCUUUCAAAGAGGCGUGACGACGAUGCAGCUGAAGACGAUCACGACGCCGCAUGGAUGAUGGCAACACCACCCGUCUUGGCGGGCGUGCAGUUUGUGCCUCUUGUCGGGUAG
Sporothrix schenckii 1099-18 is the source of this 3837-nucleotide messenger RNA. Its product is annotated as heat repeat protein. Lineage: Eukaryota; Fungi; Ascomycota; Sordariomycetes; Ophiostomatales; Ophiostomataceae. Bases 1 to 3837 code for a protein of 1278 amino acids. Gene Ontology annotation, molecular function: protein binding. Gene Ontology annotation, biological process: chromatin remodeling. The record is from RefSeq and is a predicted model, not a curated record. The transcript has 2 exons. Gene Ontology annotation, cellular component: cytoplasm.